AUGCCGGCUCGAGGCGGGCGGAUUCCAGAUCUGGCCUCGUCCAGCUCCACACUCAACCUUUUCCGACACUGCUCCCACGCCACCGCUCGUCGCGCACGGGCACGCGCCCACUCUGCGGAUCAGCACAUGCAACCCGCACCUUUCACCAGGCAAUCACGCGUUCACUCGCCCUCGAUGUGGAGCCGACUGCGAAAUUUUGGACUUCCUCUCUCCACCUCUCGUCGGUGCCUCCGCCUGACGGGCCGUCGAGCCAUUCCUGCCUUGCUCGGCAUUUCCCCAUCGUCGUCACUGCAUCCAAAACCCAACUGGAGCUCCGCCUGGCGUCUUGCAUCCAUUCGAGCCGCCAGGCACUUGCGCACGGCUUGCUUUUUGGCCAUCGAUCCCAUCCCUCCUCCCAGCCCGCCCAGACCCCACGGUGAGACAGCCCCCCGCCCCGCCACUCUUGCAUCCGACUCCUCGUCGUCGUCCUCAUCGUCGCCGUCUCCGUCUCCGAAAAGCUUCCCCGCCCUCGAGUUCCCAAUAAAACCCCAGCACCCACUUCAUCCCAUCCACCCGGAUCCCUUCUUCUUCUUCUUUGUUCACCACCAUCAUCCCCUUUCCGCCCUCUUUCCUGCCUGCGCUCACUUCGCCGUCUUUGGUCGCGAGCCGAUCGUGCGCUUCCGCUUUCGCUCCGUCUACUGCCUUCCCGCUCUCUUGGCAAGACAGCAGUCGUUCCAGCUCCAUCAGCAGCAGGACCGCGAACCUAGCCAGUUUCGCUCCCCCAACUCCCACUUUCCUCCGUCUUCUUCGCCCAACAAGGCGCAGCCGGUAGCCAAGAUGUCCACCAUCACCAACGAGUACGGCGAGGACAUCCUACCAGCCUACAGGGGCAACCUCACCAAGGACCAGGAGAAGGACCUUCGAGAGAUCUGGCGACGUCUCGGGGAGCUCUUUGAAAAGAACAAAGAGGUCUCGGAGAAGGUCUGGCAGCAGGGCGGCCCCGCCAAGCUCCCCAAGGGCAACACCUCGGCACCCAAGAACGAAAAGGAGGCCGGCAAGGACAUUCCCAAGGAUGACAAGGCAAAGGAGGAGGCCAAGAAGGCCGAGGAGAUGAAGGAGAUGAACGAAUUCAUCGACAAGUACGGCGGACCCAUCCUCCGCGAAACCGUCUGGGAGUUCACCAAGAUGGACCACCCAGACACCUCGGUCCUCCGUUUCCUCCGUGCGCGCAAGUGGGACAUUGACCGUGCCCUCGCCAUGUUGGCCGCCGCCUGCAAGUUCCGCCUCGAGAAGGACGUCGCAGGCAUCAUUGAAAAGGGCGAGGACGGCCUCAAGGACGUGCCCGGUUUCAUGAACCAGAUGCGCCGCGGUAUCUCCUACAUCAAGGGCUCCACCGACAAGAUGGAGAACCCCAUCUACUUUAUCCACGUCGCCCGCCACUUCACCAGCGCACAGAAGCACGAGGUCCUCCAGGACUACGUCCUCCUCGCCAUGGAGAACGCGCGCCUCAUCACCACCCCUCCCUACGAGAAGGCCGUCGUCGUUUUCGACAUGGCCGGCUUCGGUCUCAAGAACAUGGACUGGCAGUGUGUGCUCUUCCUCGUCAAGUGUCUCGAGGCCUACUACCCAGAGUCGCUCCAGCGCAUCUACGUCCACGGCGCUCCCUGGAUCUUCAAGGGUAUCUGGCAGGUGCUCCAGCCCAUGCUCGACCCCGUCGUGCGCGACAAGAUCAAGUUCUCCAGUAAGGCAAAGGACCUCGAAGAGCUCGUCCCCGCCUCCAAGAUCCGCAAGGGUAUGGGCGGCACCAUGGACUGGGACUGGGACUACAUCGAGCCCCAGGCCGGCGAAAACGACAUCAUGAAGGACUCCAAGUCGCGCAAGAAGAUCGAGGCCGAGAUGAAGGAGCUCACCGACGAGUUCGAGAAGGUCACCGUAGACUGGUUCACAAACACCACCUGCGACGACGACGAUCCCGAUCUCGCCUACAGGCGCGAGGUGCUCGCCAACCAGAUCCGUCUCAAGAACUACCAGCUCCAGCCCUUCGUCCGCGCCAAGAACAUCUACCAGCGCUCUGGCCUCAUGACCAUGGACGGCACCGUCAACUGGGAGUACCCGCAGACCAGCGGCAAGCCUCUCACCCAGACCGUCAACGACCGCCACAACUACGGCUCCAUCAUCAAGUGGCUCAAGGAGCACAACGAGGACACGCUCGAGGACUCGUUCGGCCACCAGAAGCUCGCUGAGAUCUGCACCGACGGCACCAUCAAGAAGUCGUACGGCGAUGCAAAGGGCGGCAAGGGCGACAAGGGUGAUGCCUCGUCCAAAAAGUCGUCGUCCAACAAGAAGGGCGCUGCCGCCGGUGCAGCCGCCGCUGCGGGCGCCGCUGCUGCUGGUGCUGGCGCUGCCAAGGCUUCCAAGAGCAAGAAGAAGGCGCGCGAGCCCGAGCCCGAGCCCGAGGAGUCCGACGAGGACGGCUUCGAGGACCCAGAGUCUGAGCCCGAGCCCGAGCCCGCCCCGCGUGCCAAGCGCUCGCCCUCGGCCAACAAGUCGCUCGCUCGCAAGCCCAGCCAGAAGGCCGAGCCCGAGCCCGAGCCAGAACAGGAAGAGGAGCCCCAGCAGGCCCAGAGCUACACUGGCGCCGCUGUCGGUGCCGUGGCUGGUGUUGCCGCCGGUGUUGGUGGCGCUGCCGCCGCUGGCCUCAGCUACCUCCGUGGCGGCAACCGCAACAACGGUGCCAACGACGAGCCUCAGCACGCCGAGUCGGAGGAGGAAGAGGAGGACGACGGCGAGGAUCACGGUGUCGCACGCCCCGGUCAGCGCCAGACCCCUCGCACCGUCGACCACUACCCGGACGAGGACGAGGAGUUCGACGAGGAGGACUCGCCCGACGACGACCAGAUGUCGGCCUACUCGGACGAGUCGAUCACGCCCGAGACCGCCGUGCGCCCGGACCACGUCAAGGCCAAGAUCAGCGCCUCGGACUGCCGCAUCGACGACAACGACUGCCGCGAGGACCUGGCGACGGUGCGCGAGGCCAUGGCGCUCUUCCUCAACUCGCGCAUGCGCGAGGCCGAGGAGCUGUGCAUGGAAGGUGCCAGCACGCGUCUGUACAAGGCCGAGGGCAUGGCGCUCAUCAACUCGGUCAAGUCGAUCAUGACGUUUGAGCCCACCGACUUUGAGACGGCCAUCAUGUGCUGCCAGCACUCGAUGAAGAUCGCCGGCUUCCUGCGCAAGAAGCAGGGCGCCAUCGGCAAGCUCAUUGGCGGCGGCAAGAUGGCCAACUACAGGUCCAUGAGCCUGGUCCAGCUCCACGCCGAGCUCGUGUUUGCCGAGUCGCAGCUGCUCAAGUCGGUGCUCGGCAUCUUCUACUCGGGCGACAGCAUCGGCUUUGUCAAGCAGGCGCUCGGCCUGCGCUCGGCCUACUUCCUCGUGCGCGAGCUCUUCAAGUUUGUCGAGGCCGUCGAUGCCGAGGCCGAGGAGGCCGAGGUGUCCGGCAAGCGCUCCAACGCCAUCCACCUCGACCAGGACUUCCGCUCCGGUGUCUACCUCGGCAACGCCGUCUGCUCGCUCGUGCUCUCGAUGCUGCCCACCAAGACGCUCAAGAUCAUGGAGGGCUUUGGCUUUGUCGGCGACCGCAAGUUCUCGCUCGACCUCUUCGCACGCGCCGGUGGCUGGAGCAAGAGCAAGCCGCUGCCCACCAUCUCGGCUGACGAGGAGGGUGUGCGUCGCCCGCUCUGCGACAUUGUCAUCCUCAUGUACCACCUGUGGAUCUCGAGCUACAUCCCCGUGACGGAGCUCGACUUUGAAUUUGCCGACAAGGUGCUCUCGUGGAACCUGGUGCGCUUCCCCAACGGUAUCUUCUACCUCUUCUGGUCCGCCCGGCUGUACGCUGCGCAGGCGCUGCCCGAGAAGGCGAUCGAGUACUACCGCAACGCGAUCGAGUCGCAGCGCGAGUUCAAGCAGCUGCACCACCUGUGCUUCUGGGACCUCUCGCUCACCUACCUGUGCACGUGCGACUUUGCGCGCGCGUACGAGUGCUACGACGUGCUCUCGCGCGAGUCGAACUGGUCCAAGGCGAUCUACCAGUACGCCAAGGCGGUCAUGCUCUACGAGACGGGUAUGGACGACCGCGCCAAGAGCGCCACGAUCAUGCGCACCGUCGGCAAGCUCACCAAGAAGGUGGCCGGUCGCCAGAUCCCCUUCGAGAGGUUUGUGGCGCUCAAGGCCAAGAAGUACAUUGCGCAGCAGAACCGUCUGCCGCUGCCCGGUCUCGAGUUCUCGUACCUGUGGCACUGCAUCGGCCAGACGCCCGUGUUCCUGCUUGUCGAGAAUACGCUGACGCGCAUCGACGAGUUUAUCGACGAGCUCGAGUCGUACCACAACCCCAAGUCGUACGGCACGGGCGAGAACGAGUACUGGUCGGCGUACUGCCUGGCGUUCUUCCUGCGCGGUGUGGCGCUGCGCUUCGUGGCGUACCCGGAGCCGCAGACGCUCGUGCGUCUGCCCGCCGAGGACACGGUGGGCCCGAUCGAGGAGAUCCAGGCGGAUGCGGUGCAGUCGUUCAACAAGGUGUUUGAGCACGGCUCGAAGCUCGACGAGGUGGACAGGUAUCUGGUGUACUUUUCGCACUACGAGCUCGGCCGCCUGCGUGGGUGCAUGGGUCAAGACGAGGCAGCCAAGACCGAGUUCCGCAAGGUGCUGUCGGGCAAGCCGCUCGAGGCCAAGGGCAAGGGACUGAUCGGCGGCGGCAGCAAGGCCAACUAUCUGCUGAGCAACAUGUGCCAGGUGCGUGCGCACGCGGCGAUGGAGACGAUGCGCAUCCAGAAGUCGCGCAGCCGCGCGUCGUUCUUCCACGGCGCCGAGGGCUCGCUCGCAAGCCAGAGCAUCGCGUCCAAGUCGACGCGCAGCAACUCGCUCGCCAGCUCGGCGAGCCGCAGCAUGACGUCGCGCGGUACGUCCAUGUCGAGCCGCUCCGGUCGCGGCAGCAUCAAGUCGGGCACGUACGAUGCCGAGGAGGGCUACCGCGCCAAUGGCGGUAGUCGCCCACGUGCUGAUACCGGCAGGUCGCAGGGCACCGACUACUCGCGCAGGCGAUGA
Molecule: messenger RNA, 5076 nt
Organism: Moesziomyces antarcticus
Lineage: Eukaryota; Fungi; Basidiomycota; Ustilaginomycetes; Ustilaginales; Ustilaginaceae
Exons: 5
Coding region: 1-5076 (1691 amino acids)
Cellular component (GO): nucleus; mitochondrial outer membrane; cytosol
Molecular function (GO): protein binding
Source: RefSeq, a predicted model, not a curated record